Closterium sp. Naga37s-1 is the source of this 546-nucleotide messenger RNA. The record is from the annotation of a GenBank genome assembly. Lineage: Eukaryota; Viridiplantae; Streptophyta; Zygnematophyceae; Desmidiales; Closteriaceae.
AUGUCAAGCAAAAUUGAAGCGCAAACCGAACUGCUGAUUGCACACGCCUUCAUUCCACCUUUCAAAUUUCGCGCGUUCAUUUCUUGUUCGACGCGCACACUCUGCUCCGCAGAUAGCUCACCCUCCGCGCACCCUCUGCUCACCCGCGACUUCCUCUAUCAUAACGCCACUCUAGACCACAGGCGCGGAGGAGGGAGGGGGCGAGGGGGAAAGGGGGCACGGAGGGGGAAAACCGAGGGAGGUGCAAGAGGGAGGAGAGGAAGUGCGAGGGGGGAGGCGGUGGGCGGGGUGGUGGAGGGGACUGGGGCUUGGUGGGCGAUUGGGGGAGGCGCGGAGGGCGGCUACGUGGGAGCAGGAGGACUCGCGGCUGGAGGAACGAGAUGGGGCGUGGAGGGGGCCACGGAGGUUGGCGCAAACGUGAGCGGAGCGGCAGUGGCAGCGUGGGAGGGCGGAGGGACGGGCGGAGGAGUGGGAGCGGUGGGCGGAGGAGGGGAAGCAGCGAAUGCAGCGGAGGGAUGGACAGGGUGUCAAACUAUAUUUUUUUAG